This is a messenger RNA of Branchiostoma belcheri (Belcher's lancelet), 2473 nucleotides long. Its product is annotated as cilia- and flagella-associated protein 46-like. The coding region runs from base 29 to 2041 and encodes 670 amino acids. The transcript has 18 exons. Gene Ontology annotation, biological process: cilium movement involved in cell motility; axoneme assembly. NCBI's taxonomy places the organism in Eukaryota, Metazoa, Chordata, Leptocardii, Amphioxiformes, Branchiostomatidae. The record is from RefSeq and is a predicted model, not a curated record.
UGAGGGUGAGGCCGGUACAGAGCCGCCAAUGUCAGACAGACAACAGGCUAAGUACACCCAACAGGCGCGGCAGCUGAAGGCAGGCUGGCAGCAGCACCAGACUGUCCUGGCACAGGCCAGCGAGGUGCUGGUCCAGUGUCUCAAACUCUCCCUGCAGAACAGAUACACUGACAUAGCAGGGGCAGCAGCACUGGAGCUACUGGAAUGCCUGGGACAGUAUGACCCUGCAUCUGCCUCACAGUACCUCGCACUCUUCCAGAGCUGCCACAUGUCCCAGGCGAUGUCCGCCGUGCUGCAGAAGGCCCAGCUGGACCCCAGCAUGUCCCGGCAGGCUGCCCUCAUGCACCAGCGAGCGUACCUCCUGUCCCGGGAUGUCUCCACUAACCUGGCACAGGGCACCGUCAUGAAGAACAUCCUCAGCACGCUCGGCUCCAAGUCACAGGCCUGGAAGAGACUGAGUGUAGACCUGGCCCAUCUGGACCUGCUGAAGGAACUGCCACCAAAUUUCACCAUCUUUGUGCUGCAGCAUUCUCCUGACAAGCGCUUCCUGUAUGGGUCAGUGCUGGACAAGCCUCCUCAGGGCAAGGCUGGAACUGCUGGGGACAAGAAAGGAGCAAAACAAUCACAGGUUUCAGUGCUGUCGCGAGCGAAGGUUGCUCGCCAGGCAGUGCACCCGGAGACGGUGGAUGAGCUGCUGUUGCGCUGGCGAGAGUUCCGCAGUGACGUGAUGCAGCUGCUGCUGCGGCAGGAGGGACAGCGCACGCAGUACGUCCAGAGGAUGAAGAUGCUGCAGAACAUCGACUCAGACAUGAGGGUCGUUGGAAAGGGUUCUGGAGAUGACAGUUUGGAGGAGUGGAAGCUUCAGGAGCGGUUCUUGGAGCUGGUGGGACAGAUGGAGGACUACCUCAAACCCAUCAUCUCACAGUUUGAUGCUAUCUUCAGACCCUCCACCACCGCCACUGUGGCCUCUGGCUCCAGCAGUCAGACCCAGGAUGACUACAUCCUGCUCCUGGCAGACCAGUGGCUGAUGCAGCUCCCCCUGGAGGCCCUGAACAUACUGCAGAACACUGGCAUCAGCUCCCUGUCCCGAGACUUCUCCCUGCAGAUGUUGUACCACAGGAUUCACAGGGAAGCAGAAGAUGAGGAUGCACGUAAGGACCCAGGAAAGGCUCCCAAGUCUCCACCCAAGAGCCAGAAGGGGGACAAGAAGCCUCCCAAGACUGCUCCCAUUGACAGGUUUAUUCCGCCAGGCUGCCUGCCACUGGACACCUCCAUGGUCAAAUAUGUUGUGGAUCCCUAUGAAGAAUGCUCUGAAACAGAGGAGCAUCGGCCCAUCCAGAUCUUCUCUGACAUGACGAAGACCUACCCACAGCUGACUGGGCGCUGGGAGGGCAUCAUGGGAGAUGACCAUAUUCCCAGCCUUGGUGAGUGGGAGAACCUAAUGACAGAAGGAUCAGGGUUUGUGUUCUACGGCAUGGAGAGGCUGGCCUGUUAUCCUUCAUCCAUCAAACUGGCUACCAUGAACCUGCAAGGCUGCAUGCUUAUGAUGCUGCUGGACCACACUCAGACCAACAAGAGCUUCCGAAGACAGUCUAAAGCUGAUGUACACAAGAAUGCCACUCUACUGUCCCUGGAGAAGCACCUGGAGACGGCCAUGCUGCUGAGUCUGUCGGGGGUGGGCUGUGUCCUCACCAACCAGUGGCACUGCACGCUGGAGGAGAACGCACACAAACUCAACAAGGUCAUGAAAGACCUGUUGGGAAUAGGAAAGUCCAGUGGACAGGCUGUGAGAAGUCUGUUCAUCCCACAUCUCAUCAAGGAGGAGAGGGAGGGAGAGGGGGAGGGGGCAGACGAAAACAAGGCAUUAGAUGCAGCUGUGGGUAAGUCAGCAGGAGAACCGGGGACUGCCUCGGAUGUCCCUCCCACCAGGGAAACUCUGCCACCCGGUACAGCUGAUACAGGUCAGGAGGAGCUCCCCACCACCAGCCGACAGUGGUUCAGCAUGGUGGUCUACGGUCUCCCCAACCUCAUCCUCACCUAGCUGUGGCCGGCGUCAUCAACAUUACGACAUAGGAAAGAUGAAAUAUUCUUAAGGCAUUCUUUGUUAAUGGCAUGGUCACUUCACCCCAAGUAACAUGUAGAUGGGAUGGGUUUUUUUCUUCAAAAUGUUGAGAUUUCUUUAUGGGUAUAUCAAUUAAUUGUUUGAGUCUCUAGACAUGAGCAACUUGUAUGUCAGUGUUGGUGUAAGAAAACAGUUUACUUUAAUACAGAAACUAUUGUCAUAGAAAUAGCACUUAACAUAUACAAUGUUUAUCAUUCCAUUGGUAUAUACUACAUGUAGUAGCAUUGACAAGUUUUGUCGGUUUGUGUGUAUUUGAUAGCUUGUCAUGGGAGGACUGAUUCACCUGAAUUCUGACAUUUUCACGUUUGAAUAAAAUUUUAGAGUAUUGUGUAUAAUCAAUACAACAAUAAA